AUGGCAAACACGCCAUCACCCCAUGAGUUCAAGCCGUCGAGCCCAGCGCAACUGACGCUGGAGGCAUGGUCGCAGGGCUUCAUGGUUGGGGCCUUGGUCAUUAUGGCCGGCAUUACCCUCGCCAACAUGCGCAGUGGAGUACUGCUCCAUAAACUCAUUCUGAUCGAGCUCGUCCUGGCUGUACCCAACGGUUUCUUCACCUUCUUUGAUCCUCCCGUCUGGGGCUGGUAUCUUUCCUCAACUGCUGUCCUCCUCAUUACAUCCUGGACCAUGCACAACAUCAUCGCAUGGAUAAAGAACAAGCCGUUCCUCCAGCCACGGGGCAACUUGAUAUACAUCAGCACCAUAAUACUCGCCCAACCAUACUGGGUACUAGAGAUCUACGCGAACUUUGCUUAUUAUAAUGACAUCAACAACCGUCUUUUUAUUUCCACCCGCCCGUUUGAGGCCUUGUGCCGCGACCCAUGGUGGGUAUUCACAACUGCCAACCUUUUCUGGAACAUCAAAUACCGCUACGAGUUCGGUUUUAUUGAGAUUGUCCGAGUAUCUCCACGUUUCGGCAUUUUACUUCUCAGCAUGUGUCUGAGUCUCGUCUUCAUUACCGUCGACCUUUUGUCUGUGACUCCGGUUCUAGCAAUCGGCGGUAUCAACCCGUUCUGGAAGUUCGCCCUUGUCUUCAAGUGCCUCACCGACACCAUCAUUCUUGACGACUUCAAAACGGCCUUGGACAAGCUGAGCCGGCACAAAAUGAGGGGCCCAGAUGGAUAG
Messenger RNA from Ilyonectria robusta, 768 nucleotides. RefSeq lists its product as uncharacterized. The record is from RefSeq and is a predicted model, not a curated record. Lineage: Eukaryota; Fungi; Ascomycota; Sordariomycetes; Hypocreales; Nectriaceae. Bases 1 to 768 code for a protein of 255 amino acids. The transcript is spliced from 4 exons.